UUCAGUUCUGACCAUGAGUUCACCUUCAUACUCGUGGUCAGAAUCGGACGGAGAAGGAGAGAGGAAACAUUUUAUCUCCUCGAAGAGGAAAAGAAAUGAUGGUGAUAAUGAUUAUGAUGUUGGUUAUGAUGAUGAUGAUGAGAAGAUGAAACUUUUAAUUAAAAAAAUAUGGUUUGAUGAUGAUGAUGUUGAUGAUGAUGACGAUUUUUGGCUCAUCAAAUAAAUGAAUUUUAUAAAACUUUAGUUUUUAAUAAUUAUUUAAUUCGGGGUAGCAUAACGUGACUCCUCCUCUUUCACGUUAUGCUACAUACCUACUACUUUUAGAACUUUGUUCUGGACUUCGAGGUUUGAGUGACCAGACUAAGAAGCAAUUAAUUCUCUUGAACAUGGAACGAGUAGACUUAACAGAAAGUGAAAACACACUAGUCAGUGCAUUAUCGGGUGGAAUGAAACGUCGUAUUCAAUUGGCCUUGGCUCUUUCGAUGAAAUCAGAGAUAUUGAUUUUAGAUGAACCAACAUCAGGUAUAGAUCCAGAGUCUCGCCGACAAAUAUGGAAUCUAUUGUUGAAAUUGCGAAAAGAUUACACAAUAUUAUUGACUACUCAUCACAUGGAAGAAGCUGAUGCGUUAGGAGAUCGUAUAAUUAUCAUGAGUUCGGGUAAAAUCAAAUGUUCAGGAUCAUCGAUGUUUCUUAAGAAACAAUUUGGAGCUGGUUAUUCAAUCAGAAUCGCAAAAGAUGCUUGGGUUUAUAAACCUUCUGAACUUGGAGCUUUGAUAACGAAAUAUUUUGAGGAAGCUACAGUUACGAAUGAGACAAAUUUAGAGAUUAUUUAUCAUUUGAAUGAUAAAUCGAACCAAGAAUCAAUGACUUCACUGGCCAAUCUUUGUGAUGAUUUAGAUAAUAAUCCAACAUCGUUUGGUAUCACUUCUUAUGGAGUAUCGGUAACAACGCUCGAAGAUGUUUUCAUCAAGGUCGCUGAAGAUGAAGCUGAUAAGACAAUAAUAACAAUGGAAGACAAAUUGUUUGGAGUGGAUAAAAUUCUUGAUUAUCAACGAUUAACUGGAUCUAGCCUACUAAUUCAGCGUAUUAAAGCAUUACUCAUGAAACGAUUCCAUUACACUAGAAGACACUUUAAGACGAUUGGGUUCACUUUAAUUAUUCCCGCUUUGGUUAUGAUGUUCAUAUUUUAUACUUCUCAGAAUGCAAUUAAAUAUGUUGAAUCCAUCACAGAUUAUCCUUAUCCCAUCGAACUGAAUGCCAAACAGAUCUAUGGUUCUAAUGUAAAAUCCGUGAUUCGAGCCUCAUUUACUAGCAAAAAGAAUCAACCGUUUAUUGAUUCAUAUCGAAAAUCAAUGAAAAGUUUGGGCAUCCAAGUAGUUGACAUAAAUUCAUCAUUAACUAUUGUUGACUAUCUGUCGGCGACAUCACAAAAUGCUGAUCAAUUUAUGAAAGAUCAUGUAUUUGGUAUUAUUGAGAAUGACCCCUUAGAUCCUGCACCCUGGUCAGAGUUGGGGUUUAGUUUAUGGUACAAUCCAAAAGCCUCAUUAUCGCUGCCGUUGACUGUCGAUGCUUAUACGAAUGCUUUGCUUAGGCUUAAAAGGCCUGAACUCAAGUCUCCGAUGUUGUACACAACAUACAUGCCGAUGCCAAAUCGACAAACUUUACAGCCGAAAUAUAAAUCGAUAAUCGCUCGAAUCCUGUCAGCAAUGUUAAGCCCCGUUGCUUUUUGUCUCAUCGCUGUUUCCUUUUUCCUAUUCCCUUCAACAGAAUCUCAAAACAAGGUCAACUUAAUUCAGAAAAUGAGUGGAAUCAAAGCUCCAAUAUUCUGGUUCAGCCAUUACAUUUUCGAUCUAAGUUAUAACAUGAUGAUAUUUCUAAUCGUAUUUCUAUCAAUAAUCAUAAUCGAUCAAUUUCUUCUAAUAAGUUUUAAAACUUUCGCUUCUUUCAUGGUGCUUUUCAUGUUAUUCGGAUUGGCAUCAAUUCCAUUGUCUUAUCUAUUCUCGUUUUUACCUUUGAAUCGGGACACUGGAUUCUCAUCGCUAGCAGGUAUCUCAGUCGUUAGUACUCUUAUUGGUUCGGCAUUAGCUGCAUGUCUUGUAGGUUUUGGAGCAUUGAAACCGAUUCACUUCUUUAUCGGUAACUUAUUCCCUCCAUUUGCGAUGUCAUUUGGAUUGUCCAAAAUCUAUGGGGCGAUUGUGUUGUCCACGGAAUGUAAAAAGAUCAACGCUUGUCCAGACGGAAACAUAUGGGCUCGGGAUAUUUGCUGUGAAAAUAAUUCAACUUACAUAACAUAUGAGCCAUUUUCAUGGGAAAAUGAUGGAAUUUAUCCUGAAAUAUUAAUACUGUUAUUGGACAUUUUCUUAUACACGAUCGUUUUGAUUGUGUUGGAUAUGAACCUACAUCGACUUGGAUAUUGGUAUGAAUCGAAUCACCAAAGUUUAUCUUAUCCAAAUUCAGAAAAUGAUGUUGAAGAUAAAGAUGUAGUUCAAGAAAGAGAUCGAGUGAAAAGUUUGAUUUCUUCAAGUGGAAUUAGAAAUGAAGCUUUAAUUGUCGAUGAUUUAACUAAGGAUUUCGAAUCCUCUCGAGCUGUUGAUAGGAUUACUUUCGGAGUACAUAAAGCCGAGUGCUUUGGUUUGUUGGGUGUUAAUGGUGCAGGUAAAACAACAACAUUCCGAAUGCUAACUGGUGAUAUUAUUGUUACUUCGGGAGAAGCUUAUAUCGGAGGAUAUUCAUUGCGAAAAGAUUUACUCAAUUUCCAAAAAUCAAUAAGUUAUUGUCCACAAUCUGAUGCGCUACUUGACCACUUAACUCCAGUCGAAAGUCUAAUGUUAUUUGCACGAAUCAGGGGAAUGCCUGAAAGUAAAGUAAAGGAUAAUGUCAAUUAUUUAAUUGAAUCAACUGAUUUAACUCCAUUUGCCAACAUAUGUAAUAAGAAUCUAAGUGGCGGUAAUAAGAGGAAAUUGUCAUUGGCCAUUGCGUCGAUUGCUAAACCAGAGGUGAUUUUCUUGGAUGAACCAACCACUGGUGUCGAUCCAGCAUCGAGACGGAAAAUAUGGUCCACAUUGAUUCAUCUUCGCGAUACAAUUGGAUCAUCAAUUGUACUAACCAGUCACUCUAUGGAUGAAUGUGAAGCCUUAUGUUCACGAAUCGGUAUAAUGGCUCGAGGCAAUUUCAAGUGCCUUGGUUCAUCUCAACAUUUAAAAGAAAAGUUUGGGUUUGGAUUUACAUUGAAGAUUAAAAUGAGUCAAUGGAAUCAAUCAAAUCAAUGGAAUCAAUGGAAUCAACAAGAAAUACAAUUGGAUAAAAUUAAAAUAUGGAUGGCUCAGAAAUUCCCUUCGUCCAUUUUGAGAGACGUUAAUAAAACUAUUCUUCACUAUCAUUUAAGGGACAAUUCCUUGCGUUGGGGGCAAAUGUUGAGGUGUUUAGAUGAAGCAAAACGAUUAUUGCCCAUUGAAGAUUUUACUUUAACUGGAACAACAUUAGAACAAAUUUUCUUAUCAUUUUCUAAAUAAACUUUACGAAUUAUUAAUUAA
Molecule: messenger RNA, 3533 nt
Organism: Panonychus citri (citrus red mite)
Lineage: Eukaryota; Metazoa; Arthropoda; Arachnida; Trombidiformes; Tetranychidae
Product: retinal-specific phospholipid-transporting ATPase ABCA4-like
Exons: 3
Coding region: 387-3512 (1041 amino acids)
Biological process (GO): transmembrane transport; lipid transport
Cellular component (GO): membrane; intracellular membrane-bounded organelle
Molecular function (GO): ABC-type transporter activity; ATP hydrolysis activity; ATP binding
Source: RefSeq, a predicted model, not a curated record